Amblyraja radiata (thorny skate) is the source of this 5233-nucleotide messenger RNA. RefSeq names its product high mobility group protein HMG-I/HMG-Y. Gene Ontology annotation, biological process: regulation of DNA-templated transcription. Gene Ontology annotation, cellular component: chromatin; nucleus. Gene Ontology annotation, molecular function: transcription coregulator activity; DNA binding. Lineage: Eukaryota; Metazoa; Chordata; Chondrichthyes; Rajiformes; Rajidae. The transcript has 6 exons. The record is from RefSeq and is a predicted model, not a curated record. Bases 687 to 1037 code for a protein of 116 amino acids.
GACCGCGGGGAGGAAGCAACCAGAGAGGGAGAGCGGGCAGAACAGUGGGGAUCGAGGGAGCGUGUUCGACUGCGAUGAGAGUUCGACUGUAGCGGCCGCGGCGAGGUUGCAGAACCACCAGUCCCGGGCCAUGUGUGCGGGUGCAAACCUCUGAGCGCCGGCGCGGCUCGGCUCGGCUCGGCUCGGGAACUGCUGCAGGGUGUUGUACCUAUUGAUAAUUCGUGCAAAAAGAAAAGUCCCCCCCCCAUUGCAAACAAGAAUAUUUGAGCGGGUAGAUCAUGCCUUUGGAGGAUUCUGUUUAAUGACCUGCUGGGUCAGACCCAAUCAGGACUUGCUUUGCUGCUAUGCAACUCAAACCAAGCUGUGCAAACUGCUUUGAUAUUGCAAUAGGCUCUAUUUAAAGUAUUAUUUUUUUAACAUAAAAAUACCAUCACUGUGCAAAGCAUUGCCCGCUUUUGGAUCUGAGCCAAGAGAGUGUGUGUUUUUUUUUCAUUUUCAUUCUGUUUCCUUUCACUCGCCGUAUUAGACGAGCGUGAUCAUCAUUCAGGGAACGAACAGAGACCAGGAACAGGCCUACUGUGUGUGUUAUAUGUGGGCUAUAUAUCUGUACCAGCUUUGCUUUAUUUUGAUCAAGGAGGAGCAGAGAUUACCAUUGCACGUUGAGCGUUGCAUACCCGAAAAUAACUAUGAGUGACACAGGUGCAAAAUCCAGCCAGCCUUUAGCAGUAAAACAAGAGAAGGAUGUAACGCCAAAGAGGGGACGCGGUAGACCAAGGAAGCAACCCCAAGAGCCAACAGGCGAACCUAUUCCAAAGCGACCUCGAGGUAGACCAAGAGGAAGUAAAAAUAAGGUUUCUUCUAAGUCUAGCAGAAAAUCGGGUGGUGCUGCAGGAGGAACGAAGCCCAGAGGUAGACCUAAAAAACUGAAAGCAGAAACCACAGGAGCAAAGAGGCCUAGAGGGAGACCAAGAAAAAGGGAAAAGGUAGAACAGGAAGAAGAAGUGAAAGCUUCUCAAGAAUCUUCAGAAGAACAGUAAAUCUGCAAGGUUCUCACUACCUCAUCCACCAGAAGGCUCCUGUCAAUACCUGGACUACAAAUCCUAUCACACUGAUUUCAUUCUAGUCUUUAACAGGGAACUUCCAACUGCACUGGGACACAACAGUACUUUUUUGUAAAAUGCAGGUCAAGGUAUUUCAAAGAGAUCAACAUUUAACCAAGGGCAGAGUCUAAACAAUUGGGCUCGUAUUUCAUAUUUUGUCAUUCUGGUAAAACUGCUGAGCAUUGGCCGUCAAGUUAAACCGAUGAAUAGGAACAAUCCUAUUGAGCAUUUUAGUGGUAAGAAAUAUUAAACAGGCCGGGGUCUGUUCUGUUGUGGCCGAUUCACGUAUAUCGCAUGUUGGAGGUGGCGGACCUAUGGUGAUCAUGAAGAUGACUACAGUGGAUGUUACAGUGGACCGCCAGAGCAGCUCUACAAAUCUACAUCUGUCAACCCAAGAUUGCAUUGCAAUUCCAUAGUGGAUGGUACACUGACCAUGGAAAUAGCUAACACAUUAUAGCUGCCUACCUAUCCAUUUACAAAAUUCCUCACGAGUCAUUUUACUUUUGUUUUUGGCAUGGCUUACGAUUGUGUAGACCAACCUAUGUUAGCCUGUGAAGUAGAUUACGGUCUACUUUUUAGACAUCCUUCCAAAUGGAAGAGAACUAGACAUUCCUUUAGGCUCUAUAUAAUAGUUAACUGUUUGCCUGGAGCUAAUCAUUUUAAUUCUAUAUUAUUAAUUUUGCAUUAUGUAAAAUAUACUUCAUGUGAAAUGUAAAUGCAUUUUAAGUAGUAGGUGACGUGUAAAGAGUGAUGUUAUAUUAUUACCCUGUUACUCUUUCCAUAUUCUCGACGCAUACAUAGUUCUCCAUAGAAAAUGGUGCAGCCAAAGCAAUUCUAUUCAAAGAAAGGCAUUUGGCUGUUUGAUCUCUGAACACCAAACUCCAGACUACAGUUUGGUUUGUUAGUAAAUCUGAAAAAUGGGAAGCUAUUGACAGUGAAAGAGCAUUUUGUAACUAGGCAUAGAAUAUUUAUCUCCCUUUUGUCGAGAUCUUGAAUCCAGAACCAAUUGGUAGAUCAAAUGAGGUAAAAUGUCAGGAAGUGAAUUGAUUCAUUUAAAUGCUGCAAUAAUAAGGGCAGUACAGUGGAGCAGUAGUAGAGUUGCUGCCUUAGAGCGCCAGAGACCCAGGGUCGAUUCUGACUACGGGUGCUGUCUGUAUGGAGUUUGUACGUUCUCCCCAUGACCGCAUGGGUUUUCCCCAGGUGCUUCAGUUUCCUCCCACACUCCAAAGAAAUACAGGUUUAUAGGUUAAUUGGCUUUGGUAAAAAUUGUAAAUUGUCCCGAGUGUGUAGGAUAGAGCUUGUGUAACAGGGGGUCACAUUGGUCAGCGGGAACUCGGUGGGCCGAAGGGUUUGUUUCCACGCUGUAUCUCUAAACUAAACUAAACUAAAACAGUGUAAACCCACAAAAUAGAAAUAUCUGAUUUAGAAAACAAUCCAUUGAGCAAGAACUCUCCUUCUGAACUAUUACCUUAAAAUUCUACAAUGAAAGUAUUGUUAUUUUUAUACUGAAAUUAUAGAGAAAAGCAUUUUGUCUCUCCUUAGAACAAUAUAUAUGUUGCUAUCUCGUAAUUUAACUGACUUAAGGAGACUAUUGAUGAGUAUAAGUUUAGAUACACAAAGUUCAAGUGGCAACCAUUGGCCCGGUUAAAUGAAAGACCACCAUUACUGAUUGUAUUUUAACCCAUUCAGUUGGUUAUGGUGAUAUAUGCUGACAGUGCAGAUUAAUUAUUUUUUAUUAUUAUUCAAAUGUGAAAGUAUCCCUUUUGCUGGACUACGCAGGCUUGUAGUUAACAAAUUACACAUAUAUACACACAAAUAGAACUAUUUAAAAUUUAUUGCAUACUCAAGGGGAGAGACUGAGUAAGAUGCCAACACUUAAGCCAUGUUGAAACAGAAAUGGAUUAAGACUUAAGGGGAUGCCAGUGUAUUAAAAGUAUCAAACUAAACGUUGUUACUUUUCUUGUAUAAUAUGUUGCUAGUUUAUGACAUGCUGCAGUUUGAAACUGAGCUCUGUAAAGACUGAUGGUGGAGUGACAUCAAUAACAACAUUUAGAAUAUAAUACUUGAGGUAUUAAUUUCAAAUAUAAUGCUUCAUAUGGUAUUUAAAACUUAGAUUGUAAUACCUCUCACCAACUGAAAAACCUUUUAAUUAUUCUUGCUUUACUAUAACCGAUACCAAAUGCUAGAGUUAAGCUAUGUUUACUUUUUUGAAUUGCAGAAGAAUUUCACUAUUUAAUCAAUUUAUUCAGAUGAUGCAUGUGCAUUUCCUACAUUUAAAUGUACAAAAGACUAUGUUAAUUUAGUAUUUGUCAUUUUAUUUCCUGGAUGUCACGGAGAAGUGUCUUGACCAGAAAUGUCACCUAUUUCUUUUCGCAGAGAUGCUGCAUAUCCCGCUGAGUUACUGCAGCACCUUGUGUUAACUUCCUGUAAAACUCUGAUCAUAGUUCACAUGGUUUGAAAUACUUUGGUGGAUGGGAGAAAUUGUAGAUUUACAAAGGAGGGCUUUUGCAUUUGCACUGCAUUGCAAACAUUGGUGGCGAUUCUGCCGCAGAGUGAGCUCAGUUGAGAGAACGAGCAACUCUCGACAAAUGGUCGUGUCCCGCGAGAUCCUGAAGCAUAAAAAUGUUGAAGGCUCUUUGCAAAACUAAGCUGAUACUCAACAGACCAUUAAACUGAGGCAUUAACAUAAAUCCCAUGCUACUAUUUUGAAGUAGAAUAGAGGUUUGUUCCCUCAGUUGCUAUCAAAACAGUCAAAGCUAUUCCUCCUCUAGCCUCGGUGAGGCGUUCAAGCUGCCAUUGUGGGAUCUGACUCGGUACAACUGACAGCUGUGUUCCCUGUGUUAUCAAACUUAACAGCCUGUCAACUUCAUUUACACUGUUGGAUCAUACUGAAAGGCAUUAUUGAGACGUAAUUUUCAAUUUAGAAUAGUGAGCAAGUUUAUUAUGCAGAUAAUUUCAGUAAUUUUGCAGUUCCAUUCACGGGCGUUUUGAUAUCCCACGAUUUAACGUUAAUUUGCAUCUAAAUAUUGUAGAUGUUACUGAAAUUUAGAUUCAACUUGCAGGCCAAUAUAGACAAGAAGUAUAGCCCCCGAUGCCAUCUGGUAUCAGAAUCAUAAAUCUACAAAAUCCUCUGUGACAAAGGUUGCUCAAGUUGAAUUUUAUGUUGUUUUAACAGUGAACAAAUACCAAGAUCUUCUGGGCAUUGAACAAAAAUGGCCGCCAAGUUACAGUAACCCUCUUAUAAAUUGCUACGCUUUUCUUGAUAUUUAGCAGAAAACUGACUCAAUGCAAAUUAUAAUUAGGGAAAGGAAAAUUAUAUUUAAAGUUAAUAAGAACCCAGCCAAAGGACAAGCAAAUUUCUUCUUAAGUGACAAUAGAUAUAAGGAGGCAACUCCCAUUGAUGCAAACUUGUUAGUCCAUGUGACUGAAUAUUUCUGUUGAAUUGUCGAUGAAGUGCAACUUUCUUCACUACCUGAGAAUGAAAUCUGUGAUUUUUCAGCAGGAAUCCAUUCAUUAUUCUGUUUUCACAUUAUUUUGCAGUAUUAGUACUGUGCUGAACAGAUACAACUUAUUGGGUUUCCAUAUCCACAACUACCUCUUUUUAGUUUCACGUUCUCCCAGCUGCUGCUGUACACAAAAUACAAUUCAUUUGUCGCAUCUUCACAAUCGCAGAGAUUAUCUUUGGUUCAAUAUUGUUUCGUCUGCAAGUUUCCACGUUAAAGAGAAACAAAAGAUUUGAAUUUCGUGUUUACCACAUUGCAUUAAAAAAAACAGUAAGUUGGUAAAAGGGUGAGAAAAUUUACAAAGUGAAUGCAUGUAUGUAAAACAAAAAGCUGAAGAUAUGCAUUUGCAAUCUACUUGAAGAUCAUUGGAACCACGGUACAUAUUGGCACAAAAUGUGCUGAGAGAUUUAAUAUUUUAAUUUCAUAAAUGUAGAUUCAAAUUAGUAGAUUAUAAAAUGGUGUCUGUUACUAAAAACCUGCUAUAAAUGCUGGCCAACUUUCCUAGUUUUUGUACCCACCUUCUACAGUUGGGAGAUUUUGGUGCCACUGUAGUUGGUAAUUUGAUGACUGCAUCAAUAGUACAUUUAGAAAAAUAUUUAUUUUUAAAAUACAAAUUAUAAACUUAACUAA